Molecule: messenger RNA, 1027 nt
Organism: Pomacea canaliculata
Lineage: Eukaryota; Metazoa; Mollusca; Gastropoda; Architaenioglossa; Ampullariidae
Product: tctex1 domain-containing protein 1-like
Exons: 3
Coding region: 168-890 (240 amino acids)
Biological process (GO): microtubule-based movement
Cellular component (GO): cytoplasmic dynein complex; cytoplasm
Molecular function (GO): dynein intermediate chain binding
Source: RefSeq, a predicted model, not a curated record
GAAGACAGGCGGCCUGGCGCGCUGCUCGGACAUUUGUCACCAAGGGACGCCUGUCGCGGGUGCCAUGCCUCGGCACUCCAGUGGUUACCAACCAAUUGUGCAUUGGCUGUCGACGGAGAACAAACCUGAGCUUGCAAGGGAGAACAAGGUGACGCGGAGUUUCAGUGAUGAGCACGAAAUCAGGGCAUGACGUUGACCAGCAUAGCGAAGUCCACAGCAAACAUCACCAUGGCGACCAUGGUAAGCAUCACCACAGUGAACAAGGGAAACAUCAUGGAGACCAACACCAUCAAAGGGACCAACACCAUGGUGGUAAACAUCCACCUCUGCGUGAUGCCGUCAUGAAAGCUGGCAAAGGCGAUGGGGGGAGCGUACAUGGAGGGCAUGGGCAGCCCCACGGACGGUCUCGAGCUGGGACCUUGAUCCGCAGAGACACAGGUCACGGGUUUGGACAGAGCAAGCAUCAUGGUAAAGGCCACGAAUACGACCGGCAAAGCGUAGGAAGACAAAGCGAAGGACAUCCACCUUCCCUUGUGGAAUACGAAAACACCUAUCGCCUUGAACCCGAUGAUCACUUCCAGGAAUCAAAAGUCCGCGAAAUCAUUGCCAAAACCUUCGAAGAAAAUCUACAAGAAAAGGACUACGACCCUAAAAUCAUGAACCGGCGGUGCUUGGAGCUCAGCGACGUGAUCAAAGAGCGAGUGAAGCAUCUGCACAUGUCACGCUACAAAAUUGUCUGCGUUGUUUUGAUUGGUCAGAUCAUGGACCAGAGUAUGAUGAUCACUUCCCGUUGCCUGUGGAACCAUAACUACGACAACUUUUCUACGUUCACGCUAAAAAAGAGUGCAUAUUAUGCUGUUGGCAUGGUGUUUGCAAUGUAUGCAGAAUGAUGAUAUCACUAUUUAAAUGUUUAAAAAAAAAUGCUUAUGGCAUUGUUUCCUUAUGGUCAUGGCUGCAUCCAACAUGCAUUUUUAACCACGACAGAAGUAUAGUAGAUGCCUGCGAAUAAAUUGAUGGCUUACGACCA